Epinephelus lanceolatus (giant grouper) is the source of this 933-nucleotide messenger RNA. The record is from RefSeq and is a predicted model, not a curated record. NCBI's taxonomy places the organism in Eukaryota, Metazoa, Chordata, Actinopteri, Perciformes, Serranidae.
UUUGACUGGAAGAAAGCUGCUCAGAAAGAUGGAAAAAACAAGGAGGUGUUCUUUUAUGAUGCAGGCAUCACUUACAACAACGGACGAUCAGGUCAGAGUGAGGAGUUCAAAGGUCGAGUCUUUCAUUUUCCUAAAGAACUGAAACAUGGCAACGCCUCCAUCAUCAUCAGAAAUACAAAGAUGGCCGACAGCGGAGACUACACCUGUGUUUUUCCACAUCUUCAGCCACGUCAAACGUUCCACAUUAAGCUUGUUGUUGGUGCAGCUAGAGAGCCAUCUGUAAAGACACUUAAUCAGACAAACAACUGGGCGUUACUGCAGUGUGUUGUUCGAGAUGCUUCUCCAAAACCUAAAGUAGAAUGGAAGGACAGUUCUGGAAACAAACUUCAUGCUGAAGAACCACAGGUCAUAGACAGAGGAGGCAGCUAUGACAUCAUCCUCCAAACUACUGUGACCAAGACUGACCACUACCAGUGUGUGGUCGCACAGGAGGAAAUCAACCAUCAGGUUUCUGCUGAGACCUACGUGCAUUUCAGUGGACCAACACCCGCAAAAGUGGAAGAAGGGAGUAAUGCCAUUUUACCCUGUUUGCUCAGCACAAAGAAGAACAUUGGGUCAGAGAUGUUUGAAUGGAAGAAAGACGGUCUGAAGGAGGUGUUCUUUUAUGGUGGCAUCAAUUACAACAGCAAUCGUCCAGGUCAGAGUGAGGAGUUCCAAGGUCGAGUCUCUCAUUUUCCACAUAAACUGAAACAUGGUGACGCCUCCAUCACCAUCAGAAAUGCAAAGAUGGCUGACAGUGGAAUCUACACCUGUGAUUUUCCUCGUCUUCAGCCACGUCAGAUAUUCCACAUUGAGCUUGAUGUUGGUGACAUAUAUGGUGGCAGCUUUGUUACCAGUCAACCCCAGGAGCAGUGUCAGCCGGGCGGCAGGUAA